Molecule: messenger RNA, 1621 nt
Organism: Eruca vesicaria subsp. sativa (arugula)
Lineage: Eukaryota; Viridiplantae; Streptophyta; Magnoliopsida; Brassicales; Brassicaceae
Source: the annotation of a GenBank genome assembly
CGAACAGAGAGCGUAUUCGUCACUCUCUAACCGAUUCUUUUCCCGAGAAAAUUUUCUGUUACGUUUUCUCAUCACAAAUCGAAACCUCUCGAUUCGUUUUUUUUUUCUCCUUCUCCGUUCUUUAACUGACCGGUUUGUAGUUUACUUGAACACACUCGGAUCUCGUCCCCAGCGUUCCACGAUUCAGGAUCGAGAGAGAGAUAGAGAGAUUGUGAUGAAUAAUAACAGAGGACGUGGAACGGGACGUGGUGCGCCGCCGAAUCAUCAGCAACCUCAGCGCAGUCAAUCGCAGAACCAUCAGCAGCAACAACAGUGGUCAAGACGUGCUCAGCUUCCUGGAAACGCUAGUAACGCUAAUGAGGUUCAGAAAACGACGUCGUCUCAGCCGACUGUAGCUAGCAGUGAUCCUAAUGGCCAAGAUUGGAAGGCAAGGUUGAGGCUCCCACCUCCUGAUACUCGUUAUCAAACCGCGGAUGUGACAGCUACAAAGGGAAAUGAAUUCGAAGAUUACUUUCUGAAGAGGGAUCUGCUUAAGGGAAUAUAUGAGAAAGGAUUUGAGAAGCCAUCUCCUAUUCAAGAAGAGAGCAUUCCCAUUGCUUUAACCGGUAGUGAUAUUCUUGCUCGAGCUAAGAACGGUACAGGGAAGACUGGUGCCUUCUGUAUUCCAGUCUUAGAGAGAAUUGAUCCUAAUACCAAUGUUAUUCAAGCUAUGAUUCUAGUUCCUACGCGAGAGCUGGCUCUUCAGACAUCACAGGUUUGCAAGGAGCUUUCCAAGUACUUGAACAUCCAGGUUAUGGUCACCACUGGUGGUACCAGUCUGAGAGAUGAUAUCAUGCGGUUACAUCAACCUGUGCAUCUGCUCGUUGGAACUCCUGGAAGAAUAUUGGAUCUUACGAAAAAGGGAGUUUGUGUUUUGAAAGACUGUACGAUGCUUGUAAUGGAUGAGGCCGACAAGCUUUUGUCUGCAGAGUUCCAACCUUCUCUAGAGGAGUUGAUACAGUUUCUGCCACAAAAUCGUCAGUUUUUGAUGUAUUCCGCUACGUUUCCUGUCACUGUGAAAGCUUUUAAAGAUCGACAUCUCCGAAAGCCAUACGUUAUCAAUCUCAUGGAUCAACUCACGCUUAUGGGUGUCACGCAGUAUUAUGCUUUUGUUGAAGAGAGACAGAAGGUUCACUGCCUCAACACACUUUUCUCUAAGCUGCAAAUAAACCAAUCGAUAAUCUUUUGCAACUCUGUCAAUCGCGUGGAACUGUUGGCUAAGAAAAUUACAGAGCUCGGGUACUCGUGCUUCUACAUUCAUGCGAAGAUGGUUCAGGAUCAUAGGAACAGAGUGUUCCAUGAGUUCCGCAAUGGUGCUUGCAGAAAUCUCGUUUGCACUGAUCUGUUUACUCGUGGAAUUGACAUCCAAGCUGUGAAUGUAGUGAUUAACUUUGAUUUUCCUAGGACUUCUGAGUCGUAUCUACACAGGGUGGGCCGAUCAGGACGGUUUGGACACCUUGGAUUAGCUGUGAAUUUGGUAACAUAUGAGGACCGUUUCAAAAUGUAUCAGACCGAGCAAGAACUCGGCACUGAAAUCAAAUCAAUUCCUUCAAAUAUCGAUCAAGCAAUCUACUGCCAGUAA